AUGGCUGAUCAGCUGAUGAGGGAGCGGCAGGAUGCCCCAAUUUGGAACGCUAUCGAGGUAGGAGCUUACAAGCAAGCUCUAAAGCUCGUCGAUAAGAGAUUAUUAAAGAAACCAAAUGAUUACCUGGAGGCUCUCAAAAUCUUCAUCAGAUCGAAAUCGCCUCUUUUAUCCGAGAAAGCGGCUGUUCUGGUUCACUUGGAAGAGCUGCCGCUGAGAAAGUCGACGAUCAAGGAGUUGGAGACCAUUCAACUCUACGAGGAAGCAUAUGGCGAGAUUUUUCCUCUACCAGAGGAGAGCUGGGCAAGAAUAAUUGGAGAAACACGAUGGCAGUGUGUUAAAUCUUGUCCUAAAGAAGAGGAAUUAGGGGAAGACUCCUUCAAGGAAUGCCUUGCGCACAACGACAUUGAUCAUGCUCGGCAGAUUGCGAACAGUCUGGAGAAAAACUUCCCUGGCAAUCAUGGAUACCUCUUCUGGAAUAUUACUACCAUGUUCCUCUUCUCGAUAACAACCAAAUAUCCGGAAAAUCAACGUAAACUUUGGGGCACCUUGGCUUUUGCCACGAUUCAAAAGCUGGCUAAUGCAACCAAGGACGCUGCAGACCCAACGAAACUACCACUACGCUCAAUACACACCCCUCAAGAAUUGCUUCUCUGGCAUAGAAUUGCAGAGGUUCUCGGCAAGCCCGAACAGAGACUGGAAUAUCUGCGACAUCCUAAUUUGGGGCCUGAAUCUGUUGUUGCCAAGGGAGAAUGGCAGCUGUGGAGGAUAAGGUUAAAUCUCUUGAAGACUACUCACCAAUGGAAAGAGCUCUCCGAAAUUACAGGAGCCCUGCUUAAGCGGGCACGUACGAAAGAUGAAGCAGGCCAGCUCUCUGAAGCAAAUUUCUGUGACUGGAUAGUAUGGGACGGUUUCGUAUGUUCGGCCAACGAAUUGGGUGGUAAUGAGUUGAGAGAAACAGUGUUGUCUGAGGUGGAGGCACACUUGAAGCCAGAUUCUGGGGUCGAUAAAAGCUGGCGACGAAAUGCCUCCCUUGCAAAAGUGACUAUUUUGUUUAAGGAGCGUAGUCCAUUCUCUCUUGAAACUGAAUCCGCGUCAGAUCGAGUUGACAUACUUGAAGAAUAUCUGACCACGUACGGAUCCGCUACCACGACAUACGGUGAUUUGAGGCCUUUUGUUGAAAAACUUAAAGAAAGUGAGAAGCAAUACCUCUUGAGUAAUUUGGUCGAGAAUAAACUCUUUGGAACUGCUUUGGCGGAAAAAGACAAUUACAAGACUUCCAAAAAGCUGACCCAGCACAUCAACGCCUACAAGCUGCGUUACUUGCUUUCGUUCAGCAUUCCAGCCAACAGUCAUCGGCAGCGACCUACUCAGUUCUCUGGAGACACAGAAUUUGCUUGUCCCGCUUGCGGUCGUAAAAAUGUUCACGCUUGUACAUCAUGUUUAAAGUUGUUCGCGUUGGACGCUAUCCGACUUUAUUUGAUGGCAGUUGAGGGUGGUCGGGCCUCGUGGAAUUUGCUGCCAACCGACCAACAUCCAGCAGAUGAUUUAUUGGUGCUAGCUACUAUGUGUCUAAUCACCAUCGCACAAUCAGUUACUAAACAUCAAGAUGGAACAUUGAUGGACGGAAAAACGUCUUACAUUUUGCAAACGGUCGCGCUACUUGAGUAUGCUGCUUCCUUCUCGGAAUCAAACUUCCAAAUUCGCUUGUUGCUCAUUCGACUGUAUCAAUAUCUUGGUAACGGCCUUCUGGCGAUGCGUGCUUUCGACAAACUCGGACUUAAGCAGAUACAAUUAGAUACUCUAUCUUACGUUCUGUUUGACCGCAUAUCAUCAUUCCACCCGCAUGAAUUCAGUGAGCUAGGAGAGACUCAAUUGAAACCUCCGCUCGAUAUCUUGAAAAAGCAGCAGAAAAUGAUACGAGGAACUCCUAGCCAGAUUAGUCGAAACACACGGCUUUCAUACAAGCAUGGAAGCUAUAACUCGGUCUUUGAACUCAAAGAAGUAUCAGACAAGCUUGAAUGUACCCUUGCUUCCGUCAUGUCAGUCGUUGAGACGAUGAAAAUUAACCGCUUGAUACCACCAAAAGAAUCUACGAAUAGCGGUUUGGAUAUCUUACCGCCCAACUUUGAUAGUGCAGAUUCAAAGAUCUCGGAUACCUGCGACUAUGCCACCUUUCCAAAUUUCGAGACUACUCUCGGCGCCAGCUUUGAAGAGUUGUCACGUUAUCGGCCGGGUCUAAGUGACACACGAGCACGUGUAAAUGUCAAUAAUCAGCACCUCGCAAAACUUCUGUUUCAAAGCUCUUCUGCUGGUAAAGCAGAAGCUGAUGCUUACAUACAAGAAUUCCUCACAUCACCGCCUAGUCGGAUGAAACUGGAUGAUACACAAAACUAUCUUACAGACAUAGAAGAUCUCGCUCGUAUUUGCCAUGAAGAGAUGACACUCAUUGUCACAUCGAAUCUCGACUCCACCCGUUGGAACGACGCUAACUUCUCUUCCAUUUUGAAGGCAUCCAACCUCAAUCUAACAGCUCGCUUGGAAGAGGCAGUUGAACAAGUCAAAAACCUCAAUGCCAUCGUCCCAGCUUUCGGAAGCGUCUUACACAUCUUCUACACCACCUACGACCUCUCCCUCAUCACCCACGCCUUCUGCAACUUCCUCAACUCUAAAGAAAAAACCCUACACACCUCUCAAAGUCCCCACACUCCUCAAAUCCUCGCACAAACAAAGGAACUUAAACAAGCCAUCUCUGAGCAAGCUGCAGCUGUGAAAAAGGGACUCGACGAAGGCGGUUGGAUUGAUAAAGUCCUUGAUAGCGUGAAUGGCACGCAAGGGAACGAAACUUUGUUCAGUGAGUUGGGGGAUCUGGUGGAUGCGGGACAAUUAGAGGUUUGGGCUGGGGAUUUGGUAGAGGGCUGGAAGGAUAGUUGUGAGGGGUUGAUGUUGAAGAAGGUUGUUGUUUAG
Molecule: messenger RNA, 2964 nt
Organism: Glarea lozoyensis ATCC 20868
Lineage: Eukaryota; Fungi; Ascomycota; Leotiomycetes; Helotiales; Helotiaceae
Exons: 9
Coding region: 1-2964 (987 amino acids)
Biological process (GO): N-terminal peptidyl-methionine acetylation
Cellular component (GO): NatB complex; cytoplasm
Molecular function (GO): protein-N-terminal amino-acid acetyltransferase activity
Source: RefSeq, a predicted model, not a curated record